Molecule: messenger RNA, 1724 nt
Organism: Musa acuminata AAA Group (dessert banana)
Lineage: Eukaryota; Viridiplantae; Streptophyta; Magnoliopsida; Zingiberales; Musaceae
Product: histone-binding protein MSI1
Exons: 6
Coding region: 215-1486 (423 amino acids)
Biological process (GO): chromatin remodeling; regulation of DNA-templated transcription
Cellular component (GO): nucleus
Molecular function (GO): histone binding; nucleosome binding
Source: RefSeq, a predicted model, not a curated record
UAAUAGAUAUAUCUCUUCCUCCCCACCCGUCCAUCUCUCUCCUCGCGAGGCGUCCGUUAACCCUUCUCUUUUUCCUUUGCUGCUGCUCCUUUCUCUUCUCCAAACCCUACUCUACGGCCAAAUUUCUCUUAUAUUUUCCGCCAAAAUCGAAGUUUGAGGGAGCUCAGAGCUCCGCUCUCAGCCAAAAGUAGGGGAGAGGGAGGAGAAGGAAGGGAUGGCGAAGGACGAGGAGGAGUUCCGGGGGGAGAUGGAGGAGCGGCUCGUCAACGAGGAGUACAAGAUAUGGAAGAAGAAUACCCCUUUCCUGUACGACCUGGUGAUCACCCACGCCCUCGAAUGGCCCUCCCUCACCGUGCAGUGGCUCCCUGACCGUGACGAGCCGGCCGGGAAGGACUACUCUGUGCAGAAGAUGAUCCUCGGCACCCACACCUCCGACAACGAGCCCAACUACCUCAUGCUCGCCCAGGUCCAGCUCCCCCUCGAGGAUGCCGAGUACGACGCCCGCCAGUACGACGACGAGCACGGCGAGAUCGGCGGCUUCGGCUGCGCCGGCGGCAAGGUGCAAAUAGUUCAGCAAAUUAAUCAUGAUGGAGAGGUCAACCGAGCUCGCUAUAUGCCUCAAAAUCCUUUCAUAAUUGCGACAAAGACAGUUAGUGCCGAGGUUUAUGUUUUUGACUAUAGUAAGCAUCCAUCAAAGCCCCCAUUAGAUGGUGCAUGCAACCCUGAUUUGAAGCUGAGGGGUCACAACUCUGAAGGAUAUGGUUUAUCCUGGAGCCAGUUUAAGCAAGGACAUCUGUUGAGUGGUUCUGAUGAUGCUCAAAUUUGUCUGUGGGACAUUAAUUCCACUCCUAAAAAUAAGGCCCUUGAUGCUCUUCAGACUUUUAAGGUACAUGAUGGUGUUGUUGAGGACGUUGCUUGGCAUUUGAGGCAUGAAUACUAUUUUGGUUCAGUUGGUGAUGAUCAUUAUCUGCUCCUUUGGGAUCUCCGAGUGCCAAAUAACAAGCCAGUCAAGUCUGUUGUCGCUCAUCAAGGUGAGGUAAACUGCUUGGCAUUCAAUCCCUUCAAUGAGUGGGUCGUGGCAACAGGCUCCACUGAUAAAACCGUUAAAUUAUUUGACCUUCGGAAACUUGAAAAUGCUUUACAUACAUUGGACUGCCACAAAGAGGAGGUUUUCCAAGUUGGUUGGAAUCCAAAAAAUGAGACAAUUCUAGCAUCUUGCUGUCUUGGUAGGAGGCUCAUGGUGUGGGACCUUAGCAGGAUCGACGAGGAACAGACCCUGGAGGAUGCAGAGGAUGGCCCGCCCGAGCUGCUGUUUAUUCACGGUGGCCACACUAGCAAGAUAUCUGAUUUCUCCUGGAAUUCCUGCGAGGAUUGGGUCAUUGCCAGUGUUGCCGAGGAUAACAUCCUUCAAAUAUGGCAGAUGGCGGAAAACAUAUACCAUGACGAAGAUGAUUUGCCCGGCGACGAACCCCCGAAAGCCUCUUAGAUUGUGAAUUCCCCGUUCGAAAGCACAAAACAUGCCAAAAAUCUAGGAUAAACAAAACAUUAGGCUAAUAUGGUCUGUCUCCUAUAUGUAGCUGCAGUGGCUGUGUGAUUCCUUUGUUUCUGCUGCUAAUCCCUGCUUGUGCGUCAGUCAUUAGAUCUUUGUGUGGUAUCAGCUGGCCUCGGUCGAUGACUUUGUUUUGUUCUCUUGAUAGCUUAUAUGCUAAUUUAUCUUUUUAUCA